UGGACACGAACAGGUGGACCAAAGACCACAAAGAAGAAAGAAAGAGACAUCUACUAAGUGAAGACUUCGUCCGAAAGUAGGCCCAGCUGGAGAAGCGCUGUGUUUGUGCUUUAACGCGAACCGCCUAACUCCACGGUAUAAAAUUUAUGACUGCUUUUGAUGGCUUUGGAUGUCCAGAUGCCGGCAGGUAUUACGCACUGGAAUAGCGCCCGGGGUGUUGCGCUCUAGGCGUGGCGGGGCGUCUUCCACAAGACGGAACAUUUGCUCUGCGUCGUAGCCCUAUCAAAGGAGCCAAGACGUUGCUCCGCACCGAGUCGCGUGGCCCCAGUCCGAGGCGCGGUGGACGAGCGGGAAGGUCGACUCUCGGCCCCUUCCAGAGCGGAAUGAUGCACUGCGCUGGCUGCGAGAGGCCCAUUCUGGAUCGGUUCCUCCUCAACGUUCUAGACCGAGCGUGGCACGCCAAGUGCGUGCAGUGUUGCGAGUGCAACUGCAACCUGACCGAGAAAUGCUUCUCCAGGGACGGCAAGCUCUAUUGCAAAAUUGACUUUUUCAGGCGUUUCGGCACGAAAUGUGCAGGUUGUUUGCAGGGCAUUUCUCCAAGCGACCUCGUGCGAAAAGCACGCAGCAAGGUUUUCCAUCUAAAUUGCUUCACGUGCAUGGUGUGCAACAAGCAACUGUCCACGGGCGAGGAGCUUUACGUCAUUGACGAAAACAAGUUUGUGUGCAAAGAGGACUACCUGAGCGCUAGCGCUAUCAGAGAGGUUAACUUGAACUCAGUGUCAUCGUGUACCGACCGAAGUUUAUCGCCCGAUCUACCGGACACCGUCCAGGACGACACGAAGGAGACGGACAAUUCCACGUCCUCGGAUAAGGACACUAAUAACAACGAAAACGAGGAGCAGAAUUCGUGUCAGAAGCGAAGGGGCCCUCGCACCACCAUCAAGGCCAAACAGCUGGAGACGCUGAAAGCAGCGUUCGUGGCCACGCCAAAGCCCACGCGGCACAUCCGCGAACAGCUCGCGCAGGAGACCGGGCUCAAUAUGCGCGUGAUACAGGUGUGGUUCCAGAAUAGACGCUCCAAAGAGCGGCGGAUGAAGCAGCUGAGUGCCCUGGGCGCGCGUCGCCACGCCUUCUUCCGGGGCCCGAGGAGAAUGCGUCCCCUGGGCGGCCGGCUGGACGACCCCGACAUUCUGGGCCCCGGAGGGUACGGCUACUACGGAGAGUACCAGGGGGACUACUACGGCCCAGGGCUCAACUACGACUUCUUCCCCCACGGACCCCCUUCCUCACAGGUCCCCUCUCCGGCCGAGCCCCCUUACCUCCUGGGCUCGGGUGUGCUGGAGGCGUCCGGGGGCCCGCCGCCGCACCACGGCGCGGACGAGCAGCGCUUCGCCGACGCACUGUCGCACGCGGACACGCCCAGCCCGGAGCCGCCCGUGGCGGGUCCCCUGCACCCUGGCGCAGACGCCGGCGGGGGCAGCGGCUUCGGGGCCGGGCCCAGCCCACCCUUCCCCCUGGCCGCCGGCACGGCCUACGGCUCCGGCCUGCCCCACCCGGGCCAGGACAUGGGCGAGAACACGGUCUGGUAGCUCCGCGCCGGGCACGGAUAGAGAACACGGGGACGACAUACGCAGGACGAAAACCGAAAACCAGAACGCUCCAGCCACUUUUCCUAGAAAAAAAAACAAAAACAAAACAAACAAACAAACAAAAACAUUCACGACCCCCACAAGCCCUUCUGGACAUCCACCUUUACCGGGCAACGCCUCAGUGGCGUGACUGCGGGACGAAGCGGUGUCCUGACGGCGUCCUGACGGUGUCCUGCAGAGCAGGCUCCGCCCCAUGGGACAGGGGAGGAUGGGGUUCAGAUACGGAUGGGGGCUCGAACCCAGCAGGGACCAUUUCCUUCUCACUCCGCUCACUUGAGUUUUCAGAUCCACAGCGACACUGUUACCCUGGACGACUGGCCACUGCCAGCGGAGAUCUUUCCGUUGCAGUGCUCCCCGCCCCCAGCUUGAGUAUUAUGGUAUGGCAUGGUGAUCUACGUUAGAGCUCAUACCUGUUAGCUUUAUCCAAGCUUUUUUUUCUUUGAUUCACAGUCUACCAGAGUUCCUCCAUGUCAAGACGCUGGAAUGCCUAGAAAAAUGGUCAUCGAGUUUAUUUGAAAACUUGGCCAUUCUGGUCAUUUGGACUUUGGUUAUUUCUUUAUCCAAGAGUUUGGGGUUGAAUGAAUUCCUUUUUUCUGUCUUAAAACUCUGGUCUGUUUGUAACAUGCAGUAUUUCGCUAUUUCGUUCACUGAAAAAUUAAACAUUUUGAUGAACACUGA
Messenger RNA from Electrophorus electricus (electric eel), 2327 nucleotides. RefSeq names its product LIM homeobox 5 (gene lhx5). Gene Ontology annotation, molecular function: zinc ion binding; DNA-binding transcription factor activity, RNA polymerase II-specific; RNA polymerase II transcription regulatory region sequence-specific DNA binding. The record is from RefSeq and is a predicted model, not a curated record. Gene Ontology annotation, biological process: regulation of transcription by RNA polymerase II; neuron differentiation. NCBI's taxonomy places the organism in Eukaryota, Metazoa, Chordata, Actinopteri, Gymnotiformes, Gymnotidae. Gene Ontology annotation, cellular component: nucleus.